AGUGGCAGUGACAUCACAAGGACGCUGUAUAAAAGCUGAAAGUGGGGAAAAAGUGAUGAUCUGAGCACAUUUGAGGAGUUUUCCAAACCUGCAACCAGUCACACGCUCUUCGGAGAGGACGCUGAUAUCGAUGAUGGCCGCUCACAACCGGAUCAUGGCCGAUUACAACGUGGUUCUGAAUUGCUGGAAAGACGUCGAGGCCGACUACGCGGGUUAUGGAGGAAAAGUUCUGACCCGUUUGUUUCAGAAGUAUCCGCAAACUAAGAAAUUGUUCCCGAAAUUCAAGGACAUCCCUACGUCUGAUCUGGAGGGAAACGCGGCGGUGGGGGCCCAGGGCGCGAUCGUGCUGAGGAAGCUGGGCAAGCUGCUGGAGGCCAAAGGAGAUCGCACUAAAAUCCGCGAACUGUUGGACACCUCACAAGCCAACACACACAAGAUUGACCUCGGCAGCUUCAAGCUGAUCACUAAGGUGCUGGUGGAGGUGAUGGUGAAGAAAGCGCAUCUGGACAAGGCCAAACAGGGCGCACUCGAGAGAGUCAUGGACCACCUCAUCGACGUCAUCGCCCUCUACUAUGAGGAGAUCGGAUUCGACGGUUAAACGACACGCUGAGCGUCACGAACUCUGCGAACUCAGCGGGAUCAUAGAAAAAGCGCUUGUCUUGUUAAUGCCAUUACUGAACAGAAGUUACUGUGCAGCUAAUAUGAACAAAACUAGCCAUAGGAAACAAAUAAAAAAUAAACAUGCAACUGUGUUCAGAGAUUUUUGUCAGGGCAGCGCCAUGUUUAAUUUUGGCGGGAAUGAAAACGAGGCUGGAGCUGAAGUACAGCGCGUUUGAUGGAUUGACAACAUGCUGAUCGUUCAGCAUUAAACUUUCAGUAGACAAAACUCCAUAAACAGUUUUGAAAGUUGUGAAAAUUACGUGAUCUUUCUACAGCGCGUGUAUAGCCCCGCACAGCCUCGCUUUCAUCUGCGUUAGAUUCAAAAUGAUGAAAGUCAACUGGAAUGAGCAGAGCCAAUCACGUCAGGUUUAGAAUGUCAGCUGAUCUGAUGAUGUCAUGGCGCCUCAGAUUAGGACUAAACUUCAUUGGAAUUGCACUUGAGUGAUUGCACAUGAAUAAAAUCCUUUUUAAUUUGGGAGGAAAUGACAAUUGAAAUAGUUUAAUUCCAAUGAUGCCUCUCUUAUUUUGAAAGCCCAUAGAUAUUUGCUUCUCUACACUUGCUUUGUCUUACUUAAUAUACUUAAUCUGCAUUAUAAAUCAUUUGCUUCGCUUUUAUAAAGCAACACUUAUUAAUAAAUGACGCUUUA
Messenger RNA from Sinocyclocheilus rhinocerous, 1307 nucleotides. RefSeq names its product myoglobin-like. Gene Ontology annotation, molecular function: oxygen binding; heme binding. The coding region runs from base 131 to 598 and encodes 155 amino acids. Gene Ontology annotation, cellular component: extracellular exosome. Lineage: Eukaryota; Metazoa; Chordata; Actinopteri; Cypriniformes; Cyprinidae. The transcript has 4 exons. Gene Ontology annotation, biological process: oxygen transport. The record is from RefSeq and is a predicted model, not a curated record.